AUGCCUGAUACCCUUUGCGCUCACUCGUAUGGGAAAUGCUCCUGCAGAGUAGCGACCCCACCCCUUGUCUACCACUGCACGGAGGCGAUGAAGUCCGCGAUGAAUAGAUACUUCGCCGAGAACUGGGGAAAACUUCACGAUCUCCUUGGGGACGGAAGAAAGGGUCCUCUUCCCACCUUAUUCGACGAAUUGGGCUUCCUUUCCGACUUCCCCAAGAAGUUCACCGGAAAGUCUGGGUCUGAGGAGCCGAACUGGACCUUUGCCUCUCAUUACCCCGGCGAGCAGCGCAUGUACUGGAUCAAUGGCUCAUUGUGGCACAAGGUAAAUAAGGCUGUCGUGGGAGCAUGGGAGUGCGCCGAAGCAGCCAUCAGCGCGUUGCAGGUCAUCUCCUACAUGGUGGAGGCAGGCUUUCAGCCUAGUUCUAGCGAAUCCUCGGCCCCGGUCCCACCCCCGCAUCCUAUGUUCACGCCGCCCCCGACCCGGGAUCAAAAACUGGCGAAGGAGAAGAAGGAGUUUAACAAAAGCAUCUUAUUCAAGACCAGCAGGGUUUAUGCCCUUGUCAGCGAGAUGCAUCGCUUCCUGGCUCUGAUUCCGGCCAUCAUGAAAGAAGAUGAUGGGCUGGAGGCUAGGAAGGUCAAGGCUUUUGGAUCUAGCGAGAAAGCGUGGCAGGAUCAUUGUGCCAGGAAUGAGUUCUAUAGACGGGAAUUCCCGGUUCGUCCUUUCGUCAACAGGGAGCCAGAGUUUCAGCAGACGUGGGAAAAGCAGCUGGCGGAUAGAGGACAUGGAACGGCCACUGACGCACCCGAUGGUGAUUCCUCGGAUGAUGAGGAUGGUGGUGCGCCCUUUACCAUUCGGCUGGACGAAAAGGUUUAA
Molecule: messenger RNA, 873 nt
Organism: Sordaria macrospora k-hell
Lineage: Eukaryota; Fungi; Ascomycota; Sordariomycetes; Sordariales; Sordariaceae
Source: RefSeq, a predicted model, not a curated record